Molecule: messenger RNA, 1875 nt
Organism: Myodes glareolus (Bank vole)
Lineage: Eukaryota; Metazoa; Chordata; Mammalia; Rodentia; Cricetidae
Source: RefSeq, a predicted model, not a curated record
GCCUUGUGUGCACGUUGAGGUGACCAGGCUGCGGUGGUGCGGAGUCGAUGUCCUCGGAGGUGAUCGGGGCGACUGCAGGGAUGGCACGCGCAGAGCUGUAUGUCUCUGACCGAGAAGGAAACGACUCAACAGGAGAUGGAACCAAGGAGAAGCCAUUUAAAACCAGCCUAAAGACUUUGAUGACAGUUGGAAAAGAGCCGUUUCCCACCAUUUAUGUGGAUUCACAAAAGGAAAAUGAGAGGUGGGAUGUCAUUUCUAAGUCACAGAUGAAGAACAUUAAAAAGAUGUGGCAUAGGGAACAGAUGAAGAAUGACUCUCGGGAGAAGAAAGAGGCAGAAGAUAACUUACGAAGAGAAAAGAACCUGGAGGAAGCAAAGAAAAUUAUCAUUAAAAAUGACCCAAGCCUGCCAGAGCCGGCCUGUGUAAAGAUUUGUGCAUUAGAAAAAUAUAGAGGUCAAAGAGUGAAGGUGUUCGGCUGGGUCCACAGGUUGCGUAGGCAAGGAAAGAAUUUGGUAUUUCUGGUGUUGCGAGAUGGUACGGGCUAUCUGCAGUGUGUCUUGUCAGAUGACUUGUGCCAGUGUUACAAUGGAGUAGUCUUGUCCACUGAGAGCAGCGUGGCAGUAUACGGAACACUAAGCCUGACUCCAAAGGGCAAGCAGUCUCCAGGAGGCCACGAGCUGAGCUGUGACUUCUGGGAACUGGUGGGGCUGGCCCCAGCUGGAGGGGCUGAUAACCUGAUCAACGAGGAGUCCAAUGUGGAUGUCCAGCUCAACAACCGGCACAUGAUGAUCCGCGGAGAGAACAUGUUCAAAAUCUUGAAUACGCGGUGCAUGAUCACCAGGUGCUUUAGGGACCACUUCUUCGACAGGGGCUACUGUGAAGUCACCACCCCGACGCUGGUGCAGAUGCAGGUAGAAGGCGGGGCCAUGCUCUUCAAGCUUGACUAUUUUGGGGAGGAAGCGUUUUUGACCCAGUUUAGGGCCGAACAGUCCAGAACAAGAAGGCAUCUGGCUGAAUUCACGCAUGUGGAAGCCGAGUGCCCCUUCCUGAGCUUUGAGGACCUCCUGAACCUUUUGGAGGACCUAGUGUGCAAUGUGGUUGACAGAGUCUUGAAGUCACCAGUGGCGAGCAUAGUGUAUGACCUCAACCCGAACUUUAAACCUCCCAAACGGCCUUUCAGACGAAUGAACUAUUCAGAUGCUAUUGAGUGGCUGAGGGAACACGAUGCAAAGAAAGAAGACGGGAAGCUCUAUGAGUUUGGAGACAAUAUUCCUGAAGCUCCUAAGAGACUGAUGACAGACACCAUUAAUGAACCGAUCCUGCUGUGUCGAUUUCCAGUGGAGAUCAAGUCCUUCUACAUGCAGCGAUGUCCUGAGGAUCCUCGGCUCACUGAAUCUGUUGAUGUGUUGAUGCCCAAUGUUGGUGAGAUUGUGGGCGGCUCGAUGCGCUCUUGGGAUCAUGAAGAAAUUCUGGAAGGCUAUAAAAGGGAAGGAAUUGACCCCGCUCCUUAUUACUGGUAUACAGAUCAGAGAAAAUAUGGUUCAUGUCCUCAUGGAGGCUAUGGCUUGGGCCUGGAAAGAGUCCUAAGUUGGAUUCUGAACAGAUAUCACAUCCGAGAUGUGUGCUUAUACCCUCGAUUCGUCCAACGCUGCAGGCCAUAACCGAGGGCCCUGAAGCAUGAAGGAAGGGAAAACGUUCAUGAAAAGAUAAGACUGUUUCUGCAAAAGAACAAAACUCCGAAGCCACCCUUUGAUUUCCAGUUGGUCUAGUAGCUUUUUCUGUCUCUAUGUGUUUUCUUCCCAUUACCAUAAAAAGAAGUAGAUGUGACUUGAAUACAAGGUGACAUUGAUGUCCCUUUAAUAAAAAUACUCAUUA